GAGAACUAAAACUGUGCGCGUCUUCUCUGACGCGUCUUAUUUUGAAGGCAGAAGGUUCACGCUGUCAUAUCAAUUUGAUGCCUGCAUACGUGUCGACGCUUUGGAUUAUUAUUAUGUUGUUACUCUCUCACACUCACCCAUAAACAACUAGACCGGGGCGGUUCUCCAGAGUUAAUGGUCCAUGAAUACACUUUCAAAAUGAAUCUUAGUAUCGGUCGAGCCCCCCCUUUUUGUGACUGAGUGGCUCUUCAGUCAUGACAGGGCCAAGGCCUACAUCAGUCAGGUGGGUUCAGGACGACUCAUCGCAGGAAUGGACCGGGGUCUUGUGGGCAUGUGUGUGAACGAGCGGAGGAGGAUCACCGUCCCCCCACACCUGGCGUACGGGAGCGUCGGAACAGGUGGUGUGAUCCCUCCCGACGCCGUUUUGGUCUACGACGUUCUCCUGCUGGACCUCUGGAACACGGCGGAUCGAGUCCAGAUCCGAACGCUUCACAGGCCACAGGGAUGCAACCGCACCACCGCCGUGUCGGAUUUCGUGCGGUACCACUAUAACGGGACUCUUCUGACCGGUGAGGUCUUCGGCUCCAGUCACUCCAAGAACAUGACCUACGACACGUACUUGGGUCAGGACUACCUGAACAAAGGCAUGGAGGAAGGCCUCCUCGGCAUGUGUGUUGGAGAGAGGAGGGUUAUCAUCAUCCCACCCUUCCUGGCUUAUGGAGAGACUGGACUGGGAAGUCAGAUUCCUCCCCAGGCCUCACUCAUUUAUGAGGUCCUGUUAGUGGAUGUCUUCAACCCUAAGGACGACGUGACCAUAGAGGUGAAGGAGAGACCAGUAGGCUGCACUCGCACCACAGUCUCAGGAGACUACGUCCGCUACCACUACAACGGCACGUUCCAGGACGGGACGCUGUUCGACUCCAGCUACUGGAGGAACAGCACCUACAACACCUACGUGGGCGAGGGCUAUGUGAUCAAAGGGAUGGACAAAGCUCUGGUGGGACUGUGUAUGGGUGAGAGGAGGAGGGUCAUCGUUCCUCCUCAUCUGGCCUAUGGGGAAAAUGGAGUCAGUGGCCUCAUCCCGAGCUCGGCUGUGCUGGUUUUUGACAUCAUCGUGGUCGACUUUCACAACCCCAAAGAUCCAGUGGAGAUCAGAAGCAGACACAAACCUCAAGAGUGUCACACGAUCAGCGAGGCAGAUGACCUCCUCCAGUAUCGCUACAACUGCUCCCUGAUGGACGGGACCCUGCUGUACUCCUCGGAUCAUUCCGAAACACCGUCCGUCACCACGCUGGGAGCUGAUCAGGUGAUCCACGGCCUGGAGCAGGGCUUGAGCGGCAUGUGUGUGGGCGAGAGGAGAGAGGUGGUGGUGCCGCCGCACUUUGCACACGGUGAAAACGGAGCUGGCAGUGUUCCCAGCAAUGCAGUGCUCCUCUUCCAGCUGGAGCUGAUCGAUCUGCAGAAAGGUGUUCCACCAGGCUUCAUGUUUGUUUGGCUUGAAGACAGCCCCGAGCCGCUCUUCCCAUCCAUGGACCUCAAUAACGACAGAGUCGUCCAGUUGCAGGAGUUUUCAGACUUCAUCAUGCUACAGGUGAAAGAGGGCAAAGGUCGACUGCGGCCAGGAGUGGAUGCUGGCAGCAUCAUCGCAGACAUGUUCAACAAUCAGGACCGUAACAGAGACGGCUACAUUUCCCCCGAUGAGGUGGAAGUGCAGACGGACGAGACGUUGGACGCACAAGGACGAGACGAGCUGUAGCCAAGAGCAGGCCGGCGUCGACACGCACGUUUGUCUUGCACACCUGUGUGUGUGUGGACUGAUGACCAAACUGUGAAUGAGCACUUGACUACCUAGGUUUGGGGCAGGGCCCUCUCUGGAAUGUUAAAUUAAAAAAAGAGAUUUUAUUGACGAAACCUUUCUCGGUUGUUAAGAACCACUGGUCGUACAGUUGACGGAGGGUACAAAGCUGUCAGUAUUUUAAUGUAAAGUAAUAACAGACGGUAGUUUUUUAAAGUAAAAAUCCUACGCAGACAAAGCUAUGAGGAAAAUAUGAUCCAAACUUGUUGAUAUGUUUUAUUUCACAUCAGAUGAGGUAAGCAAAACGUGACGUAAAGGCCUUUAAAACUGUGUGAGGGAGCAGGUUCACUCCUCGGUGGGAUAGCAAGUGUGUUGUGUUAGGAUUUGACAUUCUAAAAUCGAAAGAGCCUCAGUUGCAGUCAGUGAGUCAGUCUUACAAAUGUACAGAGAUCAGUCUCCUGUUACAGUGUCACUGAUGUACAUGAAUAAAACCACGAGAUAAAACAAGAGACAACAUUCUGUUGGCUCCAGAGUUGGGUUGGACAGCCAGGCAACAUGGAGGAGUGCAAUGGUUACUAGAGUGAACCCUUGUGCGACCGGCAAAUAAGACCAAGCCUUGUGAAGAGUGAUGGCUGUUAGCUCGGAUGGAACCGACAUUCUCACACAGCCACUGUGGCGGUGGACGGAGCAAAUGUCAAAUGAGAAAACACACGACUAACACGAACAUAAACUAGGAGAACUCAAGGAAACGCAGAUGAGAGGAAAUAAAAAGGAAAUGCGCGCCGGGGUGAGAUGUGAGCCGUGGUUACCGGUCAUUUGUUGCCAGUGAGGUAGAGCAAGACCGCAUUCGGGAUGUCAAGGGUCUCGUCUUUCACCAGGACAAUGUCGUACGAGUCCAAGUAUGACUGCCUCCUCUCCUCCACCUGCAAACAUAACCAUUCCUGAAUGUAACUGUCUCAGCAGAGCGCAGGUAAAACCAGAUCAUUUCUGAGCCUCACAUUGGUUCCAGCUCAAGCCAGGCAGUAAGGGGUUAAUUCACCGGGCAAUCUGCAGCCUGUGUGUGGCCCUCAUGUGGUCAAAACUGCCACUGCAACCUUUUUGAUCAAGUUAUCGUAUCUAAAUAUUGCUCAAAAAAUCAUGUAUUUAUUCAGUGUUUCAUUGACCUUUUCAUUGUACAAUGAAUUUAUGGCUGUCAUUUUCACUUCUUUUUUCAAAUACUAUUGAUCUUUUCAUGGUUAUUAUAAUUUAUUGUCCUUUUUUUUCAUAGUC
Synchiropus splendidus (mandarinfish) is the source of this 3064-nucleotide messenger RNA. RefSeq names its product peptidyl-prolyl cis-trans isomerase FKBP10-like. NCBI's taxonomy places the organism in Eukaryota, Metazoa, Chordata, Actinopteri, Syngnathiformes, Callionymidae. The transcript has 10 exons. The record is from RefSeq and is a predicted model, not a curated record. The coding region runs from base 311 to 1756 and encodes 481 amino acids. Gene Ontology annotation, molecular function: peptidyl-prolyl cis-trans isomerase activity; calcium ion binding.